UGAACCUAGUCAGAAACCAUCAAGAUUGGCACCAAAAAUACGACUAAUUAAGAUCGAGUUGCUAGCCAUUGUGUUAGUAUAAGAAGCUCAAUUAAGUCUAUCAAAUUCUUAUCCAAAAUUCUCAUAAUUAUACUCUAUUUCCCUUCAACUGAUAUCGAUCAUGGCAGCCUACGCAGCUUUGGUUUCUCUAAUUCAUAUCAUAGACGACAUCGAGCGCCAUCAUUCCCCUCCAAUUUCUCUCAACAAACAACAAGUUCAAUCUCUCACUGAAAAUGUCACGUUCUUGCAGGAGUUUCUCGAAGCUUAUAUCUCCCCUGUUUCCGACGGCGACGAAGCAGAUCCAUUGGAGAUGCGUAUUGCAGAUGCAGCUUACGCGGCAGAACACGCCAUCGAAUCUCAUAUCGUGGCCAAGAUUCAGCUGAGCAGAUCCAAAGAAACCAUUUGCAGCCACUUCUUCAGCUGCUUUCGAGGGGCAGAGGAUCCAAAAACUGUCUCACCAAAUCAUGAUGAUGAUGAAGAGAUGAACUUGUAUCAAGAUGUGCAAAAUGUGAUACAAGAAAUGGAUCAGAUCAAGAGUUUGGCGAUGCAGAGGAAUACAGAGAAGGUGGUGCUCCAUGAUAAGCGGCGCAGCUUCGUCUCUGCUCCUUCUUCCACUGGGAAGAACAGUAGUGGCACGGUGGUGUGGUCCGAGGGUGUCGUGAAUGGAAUCUUGGAAAGGCUCGUUGCAGACCAACACGAACGCCAAGUCAUCCCGAUCACAGGAAUGGGCGGGAUAGAACCUUCGAGUGAUGAUGUCGUCAUCAUGGAGAAUCUACAGGUGCUUGAGCGAGUGCGUAAUUUCAAGUGCAGUGAAGAGGUGGUCAAGAGAAUUCCCAAUAUCAAAAAAUUGGGGAUGCAGUAUCUUGGGAGCGAGGGGAUCGAGCAUGAUGAUUAUUAUUGUCUGAGCAAUAUCGAACGUCUAUGUAAAUUGGAAUCUCUCUACAUAUCGUGUUGGUAUGAUUUUAGAGUUUCUUUGUAUGUGCUCGCAUUCCCCCAAAGCCUCAAGAAGUUGACUCUUUCCAUGAAUGGUGGCUUUGAAUGGGAAAAGAUGUUGGAAAAGAUAGGUGCAUUGCCCCAUCUCGAGAAGUUCAAAUUGUGGGAGGGAUGCUUUAAAACAGGCAAGUGGCAAAUGGUUGAAGACCAAUUCCCUUCCCUCAAAUACUUGGGAUUGUAUUCAUGUCCUAGUCUGGAGCAUUGGACUGCGGAAGCGAGCUCCAUCUUUCCACGUCUUGAGAAGCUUCAGCUUUUUCAUAUGGAAGAGUUGAAGGAGAUCCCAUCUCAGAUUGGAGAUAUACCCACCCUGCAAAAGAUAUGGAUGACUGAUUGUGGCGAAUCAUCAGUGAGGUGUGCCAAGGAGAUCGUAGACCAACAAGUGGAUUUACAAGGGGAAGUUCAAUUUCAUGUUCAAGUUUGGUUUCCGCGUAAAGACGAAGAAAUGCAGACCUUUGAAGCGUUGCAGAGCUUGGCAGGUCCCAACUUUGAAGUUGUGUAAUAGCUAGCUAAGUUUGAAGUUUUGUAAUAGCUAGCUAGGUUUUACUCCACCACAAUCUCUCUUGUUUUCGUGUGUGCUUAUAUUUUUAAAAUUAUGUGUAAGGCUCUCCAAGAUAUUUGCAUUUGAAUAAGCAUCAAAUUAAUAUAUGUUUAAUUAAGAGAUAA
This is a messenger RNA of Salvia miltiorrhiza (redroot sage), 1695 nucleotides long. RefSeq lists its product as uncharacterized. The transcript has 2 exons. Gene Ontology annotation, molecular function: alpha-tubulin binding. The record is from RefSeq and is a predicted model, not a curated record. NCBI's taxonomy places the organism in Eukaryota, Viridiplantae, Streptophyta, Magnoliopsida, Lamiales, Lamiaceae. Gene Ontology annotation, biological process: protein folding. Bases 161 to 1531 code for a protein of 456 amino acids.